CGGUGUCUGUGUGAAGCCACUGAAGUAGUCAGUGAAGCUGGGGAGCGGGAGCGCGCGCGCACUUGUCGCUGCAGCCUCCACGUGCGGAUUAAUUCUUCACUCUGUGAGUGUGUGUUUUCGGAGUGUGUUGUUGUGCGUGUGCUUUUCUGUGAGAUCCGGAGCGCGCGCGGAGUGUGUCGGAGUUUCCCUGCUCGCGGAGUUGGUGGUGGAAGCCUGUGGCGUGUUCCCCCUUUAAAUCCAGCGGGAGAAUCACACACACAUACACACACGCACUCUCUCAGUCAGUCAGUCGCGCGCGCAGCGCAGAGAGCUCUGUGGAUGAUGAGCGCUGCUGGACCUGUAUGUGGUGAACUUGGCGGGGCUGUGGUGAGCUUGGGGGGCUCGAUUUGAUGGAACGAGGGAUGAUGGAGAGAGAGAGGACAUUUAUUUCCAGAUCCAUCUGAGGGCCUAAGGUGUCAUGGACAUCCGCCUGGAUCAAUGACUCAAAGCCUCCUCUCAUCCUGAGCCAGAACUUCUCUCAGAAGGCGUCAGAAAAGCUGACCUUGAUCCCAAAAAGACCAAAAAGAAACAACGCACGCCUUUCUUUCUGUUUGGAAUAAGGCCUUAUGACCAUGAUAUCCAGCACCUUAAGGACCUACCCCUUUUCGCUCAGGCUCCUCUGCCCUCUCCUUCUUCUACUUCUGCUGCUGCGGGUGGGAGGGCUCAAUGCUGCCCCUUCAGGCCCGGAGUCGGACACGUGCUCUACGUUGGUCCAGAACCGCUUCUUUGGCUUCUUCGUCUCUUCCUUCGUCUUUCCCAGCACGCCCUGCUCGUGGACCCUGCAGAACCCGGACCCUAGGCGCUACACCAUUUUCAUCAAGACCACCAAGCCUACCGAGGGCUGUGUGCCCCGGCAGCACCGCACCUUCCAGUACGACUCCUUCUUGGAGACCACCCGCACCUACCUUGGCAUGGAAAGCUUUGACGAGGUGGUCAAGUUGUGCGACGCCUCCACCCACAUGGCCUUUCUAGAAGCAGGGAAGCAGUUCCUGCAGAUCCGCAAGGGCCCGCCCAGGUUGGGUUCGGGUCACGCGGAGGGGAACGGGGAGUUUAAAGUGGAGUAUUUGGUGGUGGGCAAGCGGAACCCCAGCAUGGCCGCCUGCCAGAUGCUGUGCCAGUGGCUGGAGGACUGCCUGACCUACAGCACGCCCAGCCGGCCCUGCGGAAUCAUGCAGACUCCCUGCCAGUGCUGGGAUCCUCCUGCUCCCGACAACGAGGCAAAUGGAUGCUACAGAGAUGGAGUCUACCUGGAGAACUGCCUACCGGCUGUGAAAGGAACAGCCCCUGACUCCGACACCAAUGGAGGCUGGAGCAGUUGGGGUAACUGGAUGGAGUGCAGCAGUGAGUGUGGGGGUGGAGUACAGACGCGCACACGAGUGUGUAACUCACCACCGGACGAAGCGUACAUGUGUGAUGGAGUGCUGGAGGAGGGCCGGCCCUGUAACUCCCAGCCCUGCAUAGUAAAACAACAGACACCUCUGCCCACAGGAAAAGGCCGACACGGCACCCGUAGCCAGUCUCUGAGAUCAGUGGACAGCCGCAAGCGAGACGACGUGGACAAGGGCCGUGCAGCACAGCAGUCUUCACAAACAGACUCUCCGUCAGGUGAGGAGUGGUCCCCGUGGAGCGUGUGUUCGGCCACAUGCGGCGAGGGCUGGCAGAGUCGCACGCGGUUCUGCGUGUCCGUCUCGUACAGCACGCAGUGCAGCGGGCCCCUGCGCGAGCAGAGACCCUGCAACAACACCGCCGUGUGUCCAGCCGCUCUGAUUGCAGUGCACGGUGCGUGGGACGAGUGGUCUCCAUGGAGCCUGUGCUCCUCCACCUGUGGCCGGGGCUACAGGGACCGCACGCGCACGUGCAAGCCGCCGCAGUUCGGGGGAGACGCCUGCGUGGGCCCCGAGAAACAGACCAAAUUCUGCAACAUCGCCGUCUGCCCAGUGGACGGUGUGUGGAACGAUUGGUCCAGCUGGAGCUCUUGUUCAGCGUCCUGUUCGAACGGCACAAUGCAGCGAACCCGCGAGUGUAACGGCCCAUCGUACGGCGGCUCCGAGUGCCAGGGGGAGUGGCUGCAGAUGCGGGACUGCUUCCUGAGGGAGUGUCCUGUGGACGGGCAGUGGCAGCAGUGGAGUGCCUGGUCCAGCUGUACGAUAACGUGUGGGGGAGGGAGUCAGCAGAGGCACAGAGUGUGUUACGGGCCGUUCUUUGGAGGAGAGUCGUGCCCGGGAGACCGGGAGGAAGUGCGGCACUGUAACGAGAAGAGAUGCCCAGAGCCCCACGAGAUCUGUGACGAGGAGAACUUCUCUAAUGUGGUCUGGAAGAGAACGCCUGCUGGAGACACAGCAGCUGUACGCUGCCCACCCAAUGCUGUGGGUCUAAUUCUUCGCCGCUGCUCUCUGGAUGACGAGGGCAUUGCCUUCUGGGAGAAUCCCACCUACAUGAAGUGCAUCUCAAACGACUACCGCAGCAUCCAGACCCUGACCCGAGACCACCUGUCGAAAGCUCAGAGGGGGCUUGUGGGGGAUGGAGUUUCUGAGGUAAUGACCAAGCUGAGGGUGACCUCCAGUGACGGCACCAGCUACAGCGGAGACCUGCUGGCUAUCGUCGACGUCCUGAAGAACAUGACAGAAAUCUUCAGGAGGUCCUACUAUAGCCCCAGCAGUGCAGAUAUGAAGAACUUCGUUCAGUCCAUCAGUAAUCUCCUGAUGGAGGAGAACAGAGAGCGAUGGGAAGAAGCACAACUGCUGGGGCCUAAUGUUAAGGAGCUCUUUCGUCUGGUGGAGGACUUUGUGGACGUUAUCAGCCUCAGAAUGAAGGACUUUCAGGACACCUACGAGGUCACAGACAAUCUUGUGUUAAGUAUUCACAAGCGGCCCGUGGCGGGCACUGCUGACAUCAGCUUUCCCAUGAAGGGGUGGAGGGGCAUGGUGGACUGGGCCCGAAACUCUGAGGACAGAGUCACCAUCUCGAAGAACAUUGUUGCUUCAGGCAACCCAGAUGAAGACGAGGCGUCCGCAUUUGUGACUGGCAUAGUCCUGUACCGUAACUUAGGAAGCAUCCUGUCUCUUCAAAGAAACAGCACAGUGCUGAACUCCAAGGUGAUCUCUGUGACAAUCAGGCCCACGCCCGGCUCCCUCUCGGCCCCAGUGGAGAUCGAGUUCUCGCACCUUUACAACGGCACGACCAACCAAACCUGCAUUUCGUGGGACGAGAGUGACAGCUCCUCUCUGCUGGGCUCGUGGUCUGGCCGCGCCUGCAGAGCCGUGCCCAUCGACUCGUCCAGGACCAGAUGUGUGUGUGACAGACUGUCCACCUUCGCCAUUUUAGCGCGCCUCAGCCUCGACGCGAGCAUGGACCCGUCCAAGACGCUGCUGCCGUCCGUGACGCUCAUCGUGGGCUGCGGGGUCUCCUCUCUCACCCUCCUGCUGCUCAUCAUCAUCUAUGUGUCGGUGUGGAGAUACAUCCGAUCUGAACGCUCCGUCAUCCUCAUCAACUUCUGCCUGUCCAUCAUCUCCUCUAAUGCUCUCAUCCUCAUCGGCCAGACUCAGACUCGCAACAAGGUUCUGUGCACUCUGGUUGCAGCUUUUCUGCACUUCUUCUUUCUCUCCUCCUUCUGCUGGGUUCUGACGGAGGCCUGGCAGUCCUACAUGGCUGUGACAGGGCGAUUAAGAAACCGCAUCAUUCGCAAGCGCUUCCUCUGUCUGGGCUGGGGCUUACCUGCUCUGGUUGUGGCCAUCUCUGUUGGGUUUACCAAGGCGAAGGGAUACGGCACAGUUAACUACUGCUGGCUGUCGCUGGAAGGAGGACUGUUGUACGCCUUUGUGGGACCAGCUGCAGCUGUAGUUUUGGUUAACAUGGUUAUCGGCAUUCUGGUUUUUAACAAACUGGUGUCCAAAGACGGCAUUACUGAUAUGAAACUGAAGGAGAGGGCAGGUCAGAUGACAGUGCCACUGUACAAUAUGACGCUCAAAUGUGCCAAGUGCGGAGUUAUCUCGUCGGCUGACCUUUCCACCACAGCUACCAGUAACGCCAUGGCGUCGCUGUGGAGCUCCUGUGUGGUUCUGCCGCUGCUGGCUCUCACCUGGAUGUCUGCAGUGUUGGCGAUCACUGACCGGCGCUCGGCCCUGUUUCAGAUCCUCUUCGCCGUCUUCGACUCUCUGGAGGGCUUCGUCAUCGUGAUGGUGCACUGCAUCCUCCGCAGAGAGGUUCAAGAAGCAGUGAAGUGUCGAGUUGUCGAUCGGCAGGAAGAUGGUAACGGGGACUCGGGUGGAUCUUUCCAGAAUGGUCAUGCUCAGCUAAUGACUGAUUUUGAGAAGGACGUGGACAUGGCGUGUAGAUCAGGCACUAUGAAGCGCUCCUCUCUCCAGGGAGAAGAGAAGUUGACUCCUCAGCAGCUCACUUUGCAGAAGGGCUCCAACUUCAACACCAUGCCUGCCAGCAUGGCCAAAGUGCACCUGCAGAACGUGGCAGACUACGCCAGCCAUACGCUCACGCUGCGGCGCGACAAGGGCACCAUCGCGGGCGUCAGCACCGAGCUGCCCGGAGCCAAGUCCAUCUACAUCUGCGACGGCGAGCUGUUCAAGCAGCUGGAUGGAGACCUCAGCCGAGGCCCCGGGGACAGCGGCGCAGGGCCCGACGGAGGAGGGGGAGGAGUGGGUCAGGGUUACGUCAUCCUUCCCAACAACAACAACACCCUCAGGCCAGCCAAGGGCAGCAAGGAGGACCAGGCCUCCAAGUAUAGCAUCGGCAUCGAGCAGCUGCCCCAGACCAGGCUCAUUCAUCUGACCAACCCCACCGGCACAGAACCUGUGCCAGGUUUUGGUCUGAAGACCCUCCCCUCAGAGCGGGUCAGUGUGUCCUGCACAGACAAGGAGUCCCCCGUGCAGACCAUCCAGAACAUGUCCAGCGAGGCUCAGAUGACCGGCAGUGCAUGCGAACCGGGGGACUCUGGGAAUUCAGGCAUGAUGUUGAAAAGCGAGACCGUCUCUACACUGUCCAUGAGCUCCCUCGAGAGACGAAAAUCGCGCUACGCAGAGUUGGACUUUGAGAAGAUCAUGCACACACGGAAGCGCCACCAGGACAUGUUCCAGGACCUCAACAGGAAGCUGCAGCAUGCAGAGAAGGACAGGGAGUCUCCACCGGUCGAUAACAAGCCUGGGAAGAGGUGGAGCGUAUCGUCAGGAGGCAGCGACAAAACCAACCUUAGUGACAAGCAGCAGACUCCCAGUAAGAGGGCCUGGGAGGCCAUCAGGAAGACGCACUCUCCGCCGUCGUGGGUCCGGAAGGAGCUGGAGCCGCUGCAGGCGUCUCCGCUGGAGCUGCAGGCGGUGGAGUGGGAGAAGGCCAGCGCCACCAUCCCUCUGGUGGGCCAGGAGAUCAUGGACCUGCAGACUGAGGUCUGAGAGACCUCCAGCACUGCAAAUCGGUUUGGAACUAAAAAACAAAAAAACUCCACUGGCAGGGAAGAGAAAGACGUGUGAGCGAGCGAGUGAGCGAGCGAGGGGGACGAGAAAUAAACAAAAAAGAAGAAGAAGAAGGAAUCCGGCGUCAAUUUUUUCAGCGUGUACAAUUUGUUUUCUUUCCAUGCUGGAAUGGCCUUUCCCUUAAUGUCAAAGGGAAUCGUAACACUUGGGUCUGAACACGUUGCUGUGGAGACGACCUGACGUUACCCACAUCUGUGGCAUCCGGGGAGUUUUGUGGUGACCCUCUUUGGCAUUCUGGGACUUCGGUGCGGUGCGGGAGCACGGGGAGCGACUGUCUAAGCAAAGCAGGAGAGCAGAAAUUCAGGCUGUGGGCUGGAGGAGCCUGAGUUGUGUGGCCUUCAGUUUCUUACACUCUUCUCGGACACAUAGACACGAACGCGUACGUACAAACUGACAAAAAAUAUUUUCCACCGUCCUGUAGGUAAGAUAAGAAAGAUUUUGGACUUAAAGCUACACUUGAAGCCUUCAAAUCGUCAAGCAAAGGCCUGGAGAGCCACACUGGGAAACCUUGUUACUCAAAGUCGAAAACGUCAUCAAGCUUCUUCUAACGGAUUCGAGUGAUGAGUUGUUGUUCUUAUUAUUACUAUUAUUACAUGUGCCACAAAAGCAAAUGUCUAUGCUGCUUCAGCUGUGGUGGGUGGUGACGGUGGUGGGGUCUCCGCUACCCGAGUACAGAGGCCAAAGCCAUCCGCAUACGACUGUUAGUGUUGUUAAUGUUGACGAAUGAGCGAAAGAAGUGAAAGAAACGAAAGAAGAGAAAGGUUUUGGAGUAUUGGACCACACAACAACCCUACUGAGCCAAAACCGCCAUGUCCGUGCCCCCCAUAGCCCAGAAUCAGCGAGCGAGCCAUCCACCAUACCUAUGUUAACCACCAAUGAAUGCUUCAGACAACAUCUACAACAUCUGUGAGGGGCCUCGAUUUAACCGAAAGACUCUCUCUCUCUCUGUCUUAUGGAGUAUCCUCAUUGGGUGACCUUCAUUCAACCACAUUCAGGUUCUAAAGAGGAUGGGGCAUGCCCUGCUGGAUCAGAAAGGAAACCCCACCCUUGGUUGUGGAUGUGCUGCGUUGCCCGUGGCACGAAAAGCGAAAAGGACGACUUAGUCGUAAAGAAUUCGUAAAGAAGGACUGUUUGUAAGCUUACGUCUACGGCGACGCCUUCUCUGACGCGCUCCUCAGAACUGUGGUGGAGGUGCCGAUCACAGAUCACACAGAGCAAAGUGCAAGUGAGCCGACUUCAAGCGGCUCUUAGAGAGUAUAUGUAACAUGUAUAGAAUUAUAUGUCUGAAAGUGCAAGGAAACAAAGGGAAUAAAUACAUUAUAUACAUAUAUGAAUAUAUAUGACUAAAUCUUAUAGAUAGAUCAACAGAGAAGGUAUAUGAAUCUGCGGAGAGGUGGGUUUGCGUAUAUAAACGUGGUCGGUCGACGGUCUCAUACAGAGAAAGCACAAGGCUCACUCCUCAGAGUCCUGUUGUACAGCAUUGUAAUUAUUUCCAAAAAGAGUUCUACAGAAUGAAUUUUAGCCUAUAAAUAUCUUUCUUACUGUGCUUGGGGAAUAUUGUUAUUCUUAUUAUGAAAACCACUGCGAUUAUGAGCUCCCCAGAUCUUGUCAGGUUACUGGACUAUAUGAGUGUUCUGUAACUCCAUGUAACAGUGUGUGUUUUAAUAUCACUGACUGUCACUCCAGAAAAAAAAAAAAAAUCUGUACUUCGUCCGACCUCUCCAUCCCCGCCACCCUUCCACGCUCCCUUUUUUAGUUAAUCGGGUUCUUUGUUAAUGUACAGUUUUCAGAGCACAAGAUGAAUGUGUCAUAUUUCUAAUAAAAAAUGCCUAUAUA
Molecule: messenger RNA, 7355 nt
Organism: Astyanax mexicanus (Mexican tetra)
Lineage: Eukaryota; Metazoa; Chordata; Actinopteri; Characiformes; Acestrorhamphidae
Gene: adgrb1a
Product: adhesion G protein-coupled receptor B1a
Exons: 31
Coding region: 606-5438 (1610 amino acids)
Biological process (GO): cell surface receptor signaling pathway; negative regulation of angiogenesis; G protein-coupled receptor signaling pathway
Cellular component (GO): plasma membrane
Molecular function (GO): G protein-coupled receptor activity
Source: RefSeq, a predicted model, not a curated record